Molecule: messenger RNA, 2102 nt
Organism: Peromyscus leucopus (white-footed mouse)
Lineage: Eukaryota; Metazoa; Chordata; Mammalia; Rodentia; Cricetidae
Gene: Ehd2
Product: EH domain containing 2
Exons: 6
Coding region: 158-1789 (543 amino acids)
Biological process (GO): endosomal transport; endocytosis
Cellular component (GO): cytoplasm; plasma membrane
Molecular function (GO): GTP binding; protein binding; calcium ion binding
Source: RefSeq, a predicted model, not a curated record
CCCGCCCUGCCCGGCGCUCCUCCCGCGCAGCCCCACCCGGCUCACUCUGCUGCGGACGGGACGGAGCUCAGACAGCUUGCUCUGCGCUCUCCGGGGUCCCUGGUAAAGCUCUCCACGCCACAGUCUCCUUGGGUGCCCCGUAGGCAUCGAAGUCGCCAUGUUCAGCUGGCUGAAGAAGGGCGGGGCUCGGGGCCAGCCACCUGAGGCCAUCCGCACCGUGACCUCGUCGCUCAAGGAGUUGUACCGCACAAAACUGUUGCCCCUGGAGGAACACUACCGCUUCGGGGCUUUCCAUUCACCAGCCCUCGAAGAUGCCGACUUCGACGGCAAACCCAUGGUGCUGGUGGCUGGCCAGUACAGCACCGGCAAAACCAGCUUCAUCCAGUACCUUCUGGAGCAGGAGGUCCCCGGCUCCCGCGUGGGUCCAGAGCCCACGACCGACUGCUUCGUGGCUGUCAUGCAUGGCGAGACAGAGGGCACCGUGCCGGGCAAUGCUCUCGUUGUGGACCCGGAGAAGCCCUUCCGCAAGCUCAAUCCUUUUGGAAAUACUUUCCUCAACAGGUUUAUGUGUGCCCAACUCCCCAACCAGGUCCUGGAGAGCAUCAGCAUCAUCGACACACCGGGCAUCCUGUCAGGUGCCAAACAGAGAGUGAGCCGCGGCUACGACUUCCCAGCUGUCUUGCGCUGGUUUGCCGAGCGUGUGGACCUCAUCAUCCUGCUCUUUGACGCCCACAAGCUGGAGAUUUCCGAUGAGUUCUCAGAGGCCAUCGGUGCCUUGCGUGGCCACGAGGACAAGAUCCGCGUGGUGCUCAACAAGGCGGACAUGGUGGAGACGCAGCAGCUGAUGCGUGUCUACGGGGCGCUCAUGUGGGCGCUGGGCAAGGUGGUGGGCACACCCGAGGUCCUGCGUGUCUACAUCGGCUCCUUCUGGUCCCAGCCGCUCCUUGUGCCGGACAACAGGCGUCUCUUCGAGCUGGAGGAACAGGACCUCUUCCGUGAUAUCCAAGGUCUACCGCGCCACGCGGCUUUGCGCAAGCUCAACGACCUGGUGAAGAGGGCGCGGCUAGUGCGGGUGCACGCUUACAUCAUCAGCUACCUGAAGAAAGAGAUGCCCUCGGUGUUCGGGAAGGAGAACAAAAAGAAGCAGCUGAUCCUCAAGCUGCCUGUCAUCUUCGCGAAGAUCCAGCUAGAGCACCACAUCUCCCCUGGGGACUUCCCGGACUGCCAGAAGAUGCAGGAGCUGUUGAUGGCACAUGACUUCACCAAGUUCCACUCGCUGAAGCCGAAGCUGCUGGAGGCUCUGGAUGAGAUGCUGACACACGACAUUGCCAAGCUUAUGCCGCUGCUUCGGCAGGAGGAGCUGGAGAGUGUUGAGGCUGGCGUGCAGGGCGGUGCAUUUGAGGGCACCCACAUGGGCCCCUUCGUGGAGCGGGGCCCCGACGAAGCGCUGGAGGAUGGCGAGGAGGGCUCAGAAGACGAUGGCGAGUGGGUGGUGACCAAGGACAAGUCCAAAUACGACGAAAUCUUCUACAACUUGGCGCCUGCCGACGGCAAGCUGAGCGGUUCCAAGGCCAAAACCUGGAUGGUGGGCACCAAGCUUCCCAACUCCGUGCUGGGGCGGAUCUGGAAGCUGAGCGACGUCGACCGUGACGGCAUGCUGGAUGAUGAGGAGUUCGCCCUGGCCAGCCACCUCAUCGAGGCCAAGCUCGAGGGUCACGGGCUGCCCACCAACCUGCCCCGCCGCCUGGUGCCGCCUUCCAAGCGACGCCAGAAGGGCUCUGCUGAGUGAGACAGCACGGUCUUCCCUCCCACUUUGCCCUGCUGUGGCUCCCCAGCUCCAGUUGGCUACACGGCUACACGCAGAUCCCUGCUCCGGCCCACUUGCCCUGCCUGCCCGCCUUGCCUGGCUGUAAGGACUCGAGGGGGGGCUACUCCCCCACACCAGACAUUCAGUCAAAGCACUUAUAGAGGACCAGGGGGAGUGACAAACUUUCUCUGUCCCGUCCUUCACAUUUCCACUCUCACAUACACAUGGGCUUGUCGUACAGAAAAACACACAGGCAUCCAUCCGUCAUUCAUAUAUAGCCUUUUUUUUUCUUUCA